Westerdykella ornata is the source of this 1236-nucleotide messenger RNA. RefSeq lists its product as uncharacterized. NCBI's taxonomy places the organism in Eukaryota, Fungi, Ascomycota, Dothideomycetes, Pleosporales, Sporormiaceae. The transcript is spliced from 2 exons. The annotation marks the transcript as partial. Gene Ontology annotation, biological process: phosphatidic acid biosynthetic process. Gene Ontology annotation, cellular component: endoplasmic reticulum membrane. The record is from RefSeq and is a predicted model, not a curated record. Gene Ontology annotation, molecular function: ATP-dependent diacylglycerol kinase activity.
GCAUACCUCUGCACGCGCGCAGGGCAGUCGCUGACUGGCCUCGUUCGGACACCCCCUCUCCCCUCCUUCGCCCACUGCUGGCAGCAGGCCAUGGCUUCCGUCAAGCAGUACCAGGUGCCCCGGACGCCGCGGGUGAUAUCACCCUCUCCAACUCCAUCAGAAAUAAGUGGAAAGGAUGGGUAUUCUGGGCCUGUGACGCGGUCCGCAGCAAGGAUGAAUAGAAACAUGUCUACAACACCGCGGAUUGAUGAGGACUCGUCGGGAUCGGAUCCGGAGAAGAGGGCGCGGACUAGGAGCAGGAGUCCGCCUGGAAGCAGACGGAGAAGGAUGAGUGGGCUCAAGUCGAAGCAAGUUGGUCCGGGAAAGAAGGGGGAGCUUGCUUUGCCGAAUGGGACGGUCAAUGGGCAUUUGUCGCCCGCGGCUGCGAAUAAGGACUACUGGCGGGAAAUGAGCAGAAGUCCGAGUCCAUUAGGUCUAAUCCCAAUACACAAAAAAUGGAGGUCAUUUAUCCACAAACAUGAGAUUCCACGCAAAAUCCUGCACGUCUCCAUUGGCUUCCUCACAAUCUACCUCUACUGCACCGGGCGCCAACCAAGCCAAAUACACCCGGUCCUUUUUUCUCUGCUGAUACCCAUUGCUGCCACCGACUUUAUACGACAUCGGUAUUACUCUGUUAAUCGCUUCUACAUUCGCUGCCUGGGAGCCCUGAUGCGGGAGUCCGAGGUCGACGGCUGGAAUGGUGUCAUUUCCUACCUUCUCGGUGCCUGGACAGUUCUUCGCUUCUGCCCCAAGGACAUCGGCGUCAUGAGUGUACUGCUGCUCAGCUGGUGUGACACGGCAGCGUCCACAUUUGGCCGGCUCUGGGGCCAUCGGACAUGGCGCGUUCGAAAGGGCAAGUCUCUGGCCGGGACCAUGGCCGCCUGCGUGACUGGCGUCAUCACGGCCUCGCUGUUCUGGGGCUGGCUAGGGCCGCUCAUGGCCUCCUACAAUACGGGCGAGAACAGCUUCGCCUUUCAGGGCGUCCUUGCGCUACCUUCCAAGGCACGUGAGGCCUUGGGCUUGAGCUUCUCGCAGGCGUCUGUGGGCGGAUAUCUCGCUCUCGGCGCCGUGUCGGUGUGGGCCGGAAUCGUGGCAUGCGCCAGCGAGGCUGUGGAUCUGUUUGGCUGGGACGAUAAUUUGACGAUUCCGGUGUUGUGUGGAGCGGGAUUGUGGGGUUUUCUGUCCAUAUUUGGAUGA